AUGGGAAAGACGCUGCUUCGCAACGUCAUCAGACACACGGAUGCACACAACAAGAUCCAGGAGGAGACGGACAUGUGGAAAAUGCGUGAGUGGGAGCUCCAAACGCCCCAACGCAAACAUGUGCCAGCAGCCAGCAGUAUGAGGGGGCACAUGCACUGUGAUCGAGAGUCAAAUCCUUCCAAACCCAUCAGCAGAAGCAGAGUUUCAGAGCAUGAUGACAGAGAGGCCAGAUACUGGACGAAACAACUCUACGAGUUUGAAGAUAAGGACCCUGAUAGAUGGGGACACAGUGGCUUUAAAGAGCUCUACCCAGAGGAAUUCAAUAGUGACAGUGGUUCCAGUGAUUCGCAGAAAACCAUCAGCAACAAUGUUAAAAAAUCUAAAUCUGGAAAGGAAGCAAAACUAUCUAAGCACAAGAAAAAAUCUUCUCACAAGAAAAAGAAGAAAAAGAAGACAAAAGAGGAGAGCAAGCCAGUAAAGGCUGAAUGCCGCAGCAGUGAGUGUAAUGAAAGUGGUGCUGUUAAAGACACACGAAGGAAAAGGACCAAAAGUCGACAUAAAAACAAGAAAAGUAUGAAAAGAUGUAGGGACUCUGACAGCAGCUCAGUAGACAGUGACAGUGAGAAGGACAAAGAGACACACUCAUCCAGGAGAAAAAAACGCAAGCAGGCCUCUCACAAACCCUCUGACUCUGAACCGGACUCAGAGGAAAACAGGAGGAAAGAUUGGAGGGCAGCAGGGGAGGAGAAUUCAGAUGGAAGUUCUGGAGAUUGA
Molecule: messenger RNA, 774 nt
Organism: Knipowitschia caucasica
Lineage: Eukaryota; Metazoa; Chordata; Actinopteri; Gobiiformes; Gobiidae
Source: the annotation of a GenBank genome assembly